This is a messenger RNA of Sphenostylis stenocarpa, 1209 nucleotides long. Lineage: Eukaryota; Viridiplantae; Streptophyta; Magnoliopsida; Fabales; Fabaceae. The record is from the annotation of a GenBank genome assembly.
AUGGCGGAUACUAUAGUUACCUCCGUCAAAUCUUCUACGCCCUCGUCGAACCCUAUUCGGAUAAUCUGCCACGUAUGCCAGAAGCAGUUUUCUCAAUACACGUGUCCACGAUGCAAUUCGCGAUAUUGCUCCCUCCAAUGUUACAAAUCUCACAGUCUCCGUUGCACGGAAUCCUUUAUGAAAGAAAAUGUAGUUCAAGAGCUUCAGCAAAUGCAGCCUGAUGAACAAACCAAAAAUAAGAUGUUGGACAUACUGAAAAGAUUUAAUGCAGAAGAGGAAAUGGAUGAGGAUUCUUUUGCAGAUUCAACUUUGUCCGAGGAGACAAUGGAAAAACUUUUGUCUGGACAAGAAAUCAGCUUUGAUGAUUUAUCUCUUGAAGAAAAAAAACAGUUUCAUAGAGCCAUUGCUUAUGGGGAAUUGACCAAGAUGAUCAAACCAUGGGAUCCAUGGUGGUCAAAGCCUUCUGCAAGAAAAAUCCGUCUCAGUAAGGAAGGAACUCAGCUUGUACAACCUCUUCCAAAGCAGGAAUUGCUAGAUGAAAUUGGAAGUGAAGAAUUCAGUGAAGUUCCUCUGGGACCUGAAACUCCGCUUCCUCCUCUAAGCAGGCUUAGUUCCAGGGAGCCAUCACCCCUUUUAACAGUUCAUGUAGUUGAUGUUCUAUAUAGCUACUGUUUCACCCUUCGUCUAUACAAUGGAGAUUGGAGGUCGGAUGCCCUAGGGUCAGUCACAGUUGUAUUAAGUGUGUCCUCGGUGUUGGGUCAAGGUGCACAGCCAGAGACGGUACUAGAAGCCCUUUCUCAUUGCUUGGAGCAGGUAUGCUGUCCAGCUUACAGACACAUGGGAGGAUUGCAAUUUGGUUUGGGUGUCAUAGAGGAUGUGAUCAGUCUGCUUAAUUUGGGAACUCCUGCUCUGGUGUGUGCCCUUUGUGAUAUGCAUCGGUUGAUGCAAGAAGGGGAAAAAGAGGCUAAAUCAGAAAGGCCAAGAAAGUCACGUAGGGAUGGGAUUAGAAGUGCUAUCAAGCUAGCAGAAAGGAAGAUAUAUUUCAUCAUGUGUUGGGUUCAUGAGCAGCCAGAGGAAGCCUGGUCUUCCAUAGCAGCCAUUGUAAGAGCAGAAAAGCCUUCAGCCAUGGAAUUUCAAUGGAGCAAUAAAACUGAAAAAUUGAACAAUAAGGCAGAGGCCAAAAGCAAAAGUUUAAUCCAGGAGAUUUAA